Molecule: messenger RNA, 500 nt
Organism: Closterium sp. Naga37s-1
Lineage: Eukaryota; Viridiplantae; Streptophyta; Zygnematophyceae; Desmidiales; Closteriaceae
Source: the annotation of a GenBank genome assembly
GGGAACCGUUCCCCACCACUCCUGCACUCACCAGUGGUGGAAGGGCCGCUUUGGCAGUGGUGGCAGCGGCGGAGGAGGCAAGGGAGGCAGCCAGUGGAUGGCAUGGGAGUGGCGUUGACCGCCGCAAGCUAAUUGGGAGGAGGGGCGAGCAGGGAAGGUGCGAGCAUGGGAAGGUGUGCGACGGGGAUGUCGCAAGGGGGGAUGGGCGCAACGGGGAAGGGAAUGGGGGAUGGACGGGAGUGCAUUGGGACGCGCUCCUGCCGAAGCAGACAGCAGAGGCCAGCCAGCGCACUCAUGCCACCUCCUGCUCUGCACACCUUCCCUUUGCUGCCCACUUGCCUCUCCUUCCUGCCCUAGGGCGGAGGACAGUUCCCCCCCCACCGCCUCGCACAGUGGGGCGAUGUGGUGUGCGAGGCGGGGGACCUGUCCUCCGCCCUCAUGUGGUGGGGAGGGGAGGGUACUGCUCCCCAGCACUGCUGCACUCACCGCUGUUGAGUUGA